This is a messenger RNA of Drosophila elegans, 686 nucleotides long. It is a transcript of the gene CCHa1, whose product is annotated as neuropeptide CCHamide-1. The transcript has 4 exons. NCBI's taxonomy places the organism in Eukaryota, Metazoa, Arthropoda, Insecta, Diptera, Drosophilidae. Gene Ontology annotation, molecular function: neuropeptide hormone activity. Gene Ontology annotation, biological process: neuropeptide signaling pathway. Bases 150 to 686 code for a protein of 178 amino acids. The record is from RefSeq and is a predicted model, not a curated record.
ACCUGACUCUGAUCAAGUCCAAAGAUUGUGUGAAAAGUGUACGGUUCUAAAAGUUGGCUAAAAGUUUCCAAAACUAUUCACAACUCAAGCAAAUUAUAAUUGACGUCGAACAAUUUGCGUGGAGAUUGCUAAACAAAUUCUCUUGAAAAAUGUGGUACAGCAAGUGCAGUUGGACUUUGGUGGUGUUGGUGACGCUCUUUGCCCUUGUGACAGGUUCCUGCCUGGAAUACGGACAUUCUUGUUGGGGAGCUCAUGGCAAAAGAUCCGGCGGCAAGGCGGUAAUAGAUGCCAAGCAGCAACCUGGAUCCAACUCAUAUGCAAUUGAUACCCUGGCGGAGCAACUGUACAACAAUAACAACCAGAACGGCCCCGAUGACAACGACGACGACAGCAACAGCAAUACCAAUGCGAAUAGUGCUAGCAACUUAGCCGUGGCAGUGCCUGUGCUUUCGGUCCGUCGAGAAUCGGAGGAUCGCAACCGGAAUGGCCUGAAGUGGACGCAGCUGAUGCGGCAGCAUCGCUAUCAAUAUCGGCAGUUGCAGGAUCAGCUACAGCAGGGGCGUGGCAGGGGCGGCCAGUACGAUGCAGCCGCCGAAAGUUGGCGGAAACUGCAACAGGCGCUGCAAGCCCAAAUCGAGGCCGAAAACGAAAUGGACCAGGUGCCGACCUACGAUCUCACAAAGUGA